Molecule: messenger RNA, 576 nt
Organism: Fusarium poae
Lineage: Eukaryota; Fungi; Ascomycota; Sordariomycetes; Hypocreales; Nectriaceae
Exons: 3
Coding region: 1-576 (191 amino acids)
Biological process (GO): protein targeting to ER
Cellular component (GO): mitochondrion; endoplasmic reticulum
Source: RefSeq, a predicted model, not a curated record
AUGGCUCUCUCUCCUCAAAUCACCAACCUGGUCAUCAUCCUGGGUAUGAUGCAGGUCUCCAAGCGCGUUCCUUUCGAUGAUCCUUUUGUGCUCAACGUUGUCCGUGCCGUCUACCUUGCCAGCAACGUUAUCAUUGCUGGUCUCUACUUCUACACCCAGCUGAAGAUCAACAAGAAGAAGGACCUCACCACCCUCAAGUAUGUUGAGCCCGCUCCUAUGGGUUCCUCUGAGGAGGGCAAGCUCGUCACCACCACCAUUCACGCCUACGACAACGAGCAGAUCCGCACCGCUUUCCGUGGCCAGGCCAUGGGUAUGGCCAUGAUGGCCUUCAUGCACUUGUACAUGAACUACACCAACCCUCUUCUCAUCCAGAGCAUCAUCCCUCUCAAGAGCGCUUUCGAGAACAACAUGGUCAAGAUUCACAUCUUUGGCAAGCCUGCCGCUGGUGACCUCAAGCGUCCCUUCAAGCAGCCUGCCGGUUUCAUGAGCGCCAUGCAGGGUGGCCCUGCCCAGAGCGACAAGAAGGCCGUUGAGGCCGCUGAGCGUUCUGGCCGCGGUGGCGCCAAGGAGGAGUAA